Messenger RNA from Pseudopipra pipra, 2614 nucleotides. Its product is annotated as zinc finger protein 271-like. Bases 10 to 2559 code for a protein of 849 amino acids. The transcript has 6 exons. The record is from RefSeq and is a predicted model, not a curated record. NCBI's taxonomy places the organism in Eukaryota, Metazoa, Chordata, Aves, Passeriformes, Pipridae.
GAGGUUUUUAUGGUCACAGGAUGCCCGGUGAGUUCUAGGGAUGGACUUGGGCAGGAGGAACCCCCAAGCCAACGCGCUCAGCCCUUGUUUCCCCCCCAUCAGGAUUUGUCCUUCCCAAAGCUUGGGCAGAUGGAGGAGGAGGCUGCGAGGAAGAGGAAGAUGCCUUGGGCCCCCCAGGCAGGCCCCGAGCUGAGGAGGGAGAGCCCGGAGGACAAAUCCCCCCGUGAGACCCUGGUGGGAGAGGCCGUUUUGAAGGGCUCCCCGGCGCAGGAAGGCAGCGGGGAGGAAAAGGGCCGGAGAUCCCCCCACAGGAGGGGCUCCAAAGCCAUCCCAGGGUGCUCUGAGGAGGAAAGAGCCAGCCUGUGCCGGGAAGGCGGCUGGAGCUUGAGGCAGAGCUCUGACCUGGUGGUCCCUGAUCAGCCUCCCAGCAGAGAGAAGCCCUUCAAAUGCUUGGAAUGUGGGAAGAGCUUUAGUAGGAGCAACACCCUCCUCACCCACCAGCACAUCCACACUGGAGAACGGCCCUACCCCUGUGGGGAAUGUGGGAAGAGCUUCAGGCAAAGCUCCAAGCUUAUCCAACACCAGCGCAUCCACAGUGGGGAAUGGCCCUACACAUGUAGGGAAUGUGGGAAGGGCUUCAGCGACAGGUUCAGUCAAUGCACCCACCUGCGCAUCCACACUGGGGAACGUCCCUACAGGUGUGGGGAAUGUGGGAAGAGCUUCAACUGCAGCUCCAACCUCCUCACCCACCAGCGCAUCCACACUGGAGAACGUCCCUACACGUGUGGGGAAUGUGGGAAGAGUUUCAGGCACAGCUCCACCCUCCACUCCCACAAGCACAUCCACACUGGGGAACUACCCUACACGUGUGGGGAAUGUGGGAAGAGCUUCAGGAACAGCUCACACCUCCGUAUCCACCAGCACAUCCACACUGGGGAGCGGCCCUACACGUGUGGGGAAUGUGGGAAGAGCUUCAGUGACAGCUCCAAUCUUCACGCCCACCAACGCAUCCACACCGGAGAACAGCCCUACACUUGUGGGAAAUGUGGGAAGAGGUUUCAGACCAGCUCACAUCUCCUCAGACAUGAGCGGACGCACACGGAUGAGAGGCCCUUCCGCUGCACCGACUGCGGGAAGGGCUUCAAGCAGAAUGCUCACCUCGUCACCCAUCGGCGCAUCCACACCAGGGAGAGGCCCUACAAGUGUGGGGAGUGUGGGAAGAGCUUCAGUGACAGCUCUACCUUGACCAGACACCAACGGACCCACUCUGGAGAGAAGCCCUUCAGGUGCUUGGAAUGUGGGAAGAGCUUCAGUCAGAGCUCUCACGUGCUCCGACACCAGGACAUGCACACUGGGGCACGUCCCUACACGUGUGGAGAAUGUGGGAAGAGCUUCAGCCAGAACUACCACCUCCGCACCCACCAGCGCAUCCACAGCGGGGAACGGCCCUACAAGUGUGAGGAAUGUGGGAAGAGCUUCAGCCGGAGGUACCACCUCCGCACCCACCAGCGCAUCCACAGCGGGGAACGGCCCUACACAUGUAGGGAAUGUGGGAAGAGCUUCAACCGGAGCUUUCACCUUCGUUCCCACCAGCACAUCCACACUGGAGAAUGUCCUUACACGUGUAGGGAAUGUGGGAAGAGCUUCAGUCACAGCUCCACCCUCCGCAAACACCAUCGCAUCCACACUGGGGAACGGCCCUACAAGCCCUUCUGCUGCACCGACUGCGGGAAAUGGUUCAAGGAGAAAUCCCAUCUUGUCACCCACCGGCGCAUCCACACCGGGGAGAGGCCCUACAAGUGUGGGGAGUGUGGGAAGAGAUUCACCCAGAUUGGUGUCUUGACCAAACACCAACGGACCCACCACAGAGAGAAGCCCUUCAGGUGCUUGGAAUGUGGGAAGAACUUCAGUCACAGCUCUGACCUGACCCGACACCAGCACAUCCACACUGGGGAACGUCCCUACAUGUGUGGUGAAUGUGGGAAGAGCUUCAGUCAGCGUUCCGACCUGAUCCGACACCUGCACAUCCACACUGGGGCACGGUUGUACUCAUGUGGGGAAUGUGAGAAGAGCUUCAGGGACAGCUCCAGCUUGAUCCGACACCAAAUGAUCCACACUGGUGAACGGCCCUACACAUGUGGCAAAUGUGGGAAGAGCUUCAGGGACAGCUCCAACCUGAUCCGACACCAGCGCAUCCACACCGGGGAACGGCCCUACAAAUGUAGGGAAUGUGGGAAGAGCUUCAGGUACAGCUCCCACCUGAUCCGACACCAGCUCAUCCACACUGGGGAAUGCCCCUACACCAGGGAACGGCCCUACACGUGUGGGGAAUGUGGGAAGAGGUUUCAGACCAGCUCACAUCUCCUCCAGCACGAGCGGACACACACGGAUGAGAGGCCCUUCCACUGCACCGACUGCGGGAAGGGCUUCAACCGGAACUCCAACCUCGUCACCCACCGGCGCAUCCACACCGGGGAGAGGCCCUACAAGUGUGGGGAGUGUGGGAAGAGCUUCAACAAGAGCUCUGGGUUGACCAGACACCAGAGGGCCCACCAGUAAGGGAAGCCCUGCCAGUGCCCCGGCUGCAGGAAGAGCUUUGGCUGCUCCUUCUCAA